CUUCUGCUUUUGCAAAAUUUUCAUCUUAUAUAGGCCAAGAACCACCUGAUGAUUACUUGAAUAAAGUUAUUCAAUCAUAUGUAUAUCUUGAAGGGCAUAUGACAGUUCUUGAGAAUGCAAAUGCAAGAGAUUUUGACAAUAUGGUCAAGUGUAAUAUUUUAAAAUCUAUGAUGAGUGAAAAAUAUGUUUCAGUACCAGCAAAUAAUAAUCUUGUAGUAGAAAAUCCAGCUAUAAAUUCUCCAGAUACAUUAUAG
Messenger RNA from Cetraspora pellucida, 254 nucleotides. The record is from the annotation of a GenBank genome assembly. NCBI's taxonomy places the organism in Eukaryota, Fungi, Glomeromycota, Glomeromycetes, Diversisporales, Gigasporaceae.